CCUUUCCAUCUGAGGAGUCUAGCUCUCAUCCUUCUGAGAAACCCAGCUCUGAACCUGAGAAACCUAGUGCUCCCAUGGAACCCAGUUCUAAACCUGAGAAACCUAGUGCUCCCAUGGAAUCUGGUUCCUUUCCAUCUGAGGAGUCUAGCUCUUAUCCAUCUGAGAAACCCAGCUCUGAACCUGAGAAACCUAGUGCUCCCAUGGAACCCAGUUCUAAACCUGAGAAACCUAGUGCUCCCAUGGAACCCAGUUCUAAACCUGAGAAACCUAGUGCUCCCAUGGAACCUGGUUCCUUUCCAUCUGAGGAGUCUAGCUCUCAUCCUUCUGAGAAACCCAGCUCUGAACCUGAGAAACCUAGUGCUCCCAUGGAACCCAGUUCUAAACCUGAGAAACCUAGUGCUCCCAUGGAAUCUGGUUCCUUUCCAUCUGAGGAGUCUAGCUCUUAUCCAUCUGAGAAACCCAGCUCUGAACCUGAGAAACCUAGUGCUCCCAUGGAACCCAGUUCUAAACCUGAGAAACCUAGUGCUCCCAUGGAACCUGGUUCCUUUCCAUCUGAGGUGUAUAGCUCUCAUUCCUCUGAGAAACCUAUUGUGCCCGUGGAACCCAGCUCCUCUCCAUCUGACAAGUCUAGCUCUAAACCUGAGAAACCUAGUGCUCCCAUGGAACCCAGUUCUAAACCUGAGAAACCUAGUGUCCCCAUGGAACCCAGUUCUAAACCUGAGAAACCGAGUGCUCCCAUGGAACCCAGUUCUAAACCUGAGAAACCGAGUGCUCCCAUGGAACCCAGUUCUAAACCUGAGAAACCUAGUGUCCCCAUGGAACCCAGUUCUAAACCUGAGAAACCGAGUGCUCCCAUGGAACCCAGUUCUAAACCUGAGAAACCGAGUGCUCCCAUGGAACCCAGUUCUAAACCUGAGAAACCUAGUGUCCCCAUGGAACCCAGUUCUAAACCUGAGAAACCAACUGCUCCCAUGGAACUCAGCUCCUCUCCAUCUGACAAGUCUAGCUCUUAUCCAUCUGAGAAACCCAGCUCUGAACCUGAGAAACCUAGUGCUCCCAUGGAGCCCAGUUCUAAACCUGAGAAACCUAGUGCUCCCAUGGAACCAGGUUCUAAACCUGAGAAACCUAGUGUCCCCAUGGAACCCAGUUCUAAACCUGAGAAACCGAGUGCUCCCAUGGAACCAGGUUCUAAACCUGAGAAACCUAGUGUCCCCAUGGAACCCAGUUCUAAACCUGAGAAACCUAGUGUCCCCAUGGAACCCAGUUCUAAACCUGAGAAACCGAGUGCUCCCAUGGAACCCAGUUCUAAACCUGAGAAACCGAGUGCUCCCAUGGAACCCGGUUCUAAACCUGAGAAACCUAGUGCUCCCAUGGAACCCGGUUCUAAAUCU
Messenger RNA from Ctenopharyngodon idella (grass carp), 1391 nucleotides. Its product is annotated as zonadhesin-like. NCBI's taxonomy places the organism in Eukaryota, Metazoa, Chordata, Actinopteri, Cypriniformes, Xenocyprididae. The record is from RefSeq and is a predicted model, not a curated record. The annotation marks the transcript as partial. The transcript has 2 exons.